AUGCUUAAACGAAUAAAAGCUCAAGUGACGCAAGUGGCGAAUGAGUUGCCCGAUCUUUUGAAUAAUUCUGGACGAGAGGCGAGUAACGGCAAGAAUUCUGCAGGUGAAAUGCCGGGUGAAUGUGAGGGUUUUCUUUGUCCAAUGUGUAUGACUCCAUUCCCAUCACCUGACGAUUUGAGUUUACAUUUUGAGAGAGCUCACACCUCGGACACUAUGCAACCGGUUACUUCACUGGAAAAUCCGAAUUUUCUGACUACCGACGAUGUGUUGAUAAAUCGAAGAGCUUCAACCACCUCAUCAACCAUUGGCUUCUCAACAAAAGAAGAAGAGAUUCAAGAGUUGAAACAUCAGUUAAAAGACGAGAAAUGGUUCUCAGCGGAGUUGAAAAAGGAACUUGAUCGAAUACAAAGCAUUUUUGCUCAAUCGCAAGACGUUCCGAAAGAAGAAGUGCCAUAUUUGAUGCAACAGAUACAAAUGUUGGAAGCGGGAAAAAGUAUGGUCACUCAACGAAUGCUUGAAUUCGAGAAAGAAGGAAAUCAGUACAAGCGGCAACUCGAGUACACUGUUCAAGAAAAGAAAGAGAUAUGGGAACGAUUGAAGACACUCACCGAGAAAAUCCGGCAACUCACUGAAGAAAACGAAGAGAAAAAGACAGAGAAUGCGGUGAUGUGCGAAGAGCUUUUGCGGGUGAAAGGAGCGAUGGCCGAUUUGGAAAAGGAAUUGGACAAACCCUCUGAAGACGAUGUGACUGUGCUGAGGAAAGAAUUGGUGCGCGCACAACAGUUAAUGGAUGAGAUCAGUCUACAUAAAGAUGGAGAAAUGAGACAACACUUGGAUCAACUACGAGAAUUGAGCACGGAAAGGGAAAAGUUGAAAUUCGUCGUCAACGAGUUGCAGCGACAGAUCAACGAUUCGGGAGAGCAGAGCUCGAAAAAAUCCGAAGAAAGUUUUCAAUUCAAAGCCCAGCUCGAUUCAUCGAUGAUCGAAUUGGAAAAUCACAAGCAAAAAGCCGCAAAUCUCACAACAGAGCUUGAGGGGACGAUUCAACUUUUGGCGGAGGCGGAGAAACGAAACAUUUCAAUUGCGAAAGAGUUAGAAGAAUCGAGGAAACGAGUUGAUGAGCUGGAAAUCGAUUUAACGGCUAGUGGGAAAAGCGCUGAUGAUUUCAACGAAUCAAAUAAAACAAGCAGAAAGAAGAUACAAGAAUUGAAAGAGGAAUUGAAAAAGUUUGAUGAGGCCAAACAACAACUACAAGAACAACUCUCAGAAAAAGAAGAAAAUGAGAAAAAGCUUGAACAAGUCAACAAAAAUCUCGUCAUCGACGUGACAACUUUGAGCGGAAAAUUGGAGAAUGAGAAACGAGGGAAUCAAGAAAAAAAUGAACAAAUCAACAAUCAACACCAGAAAAUCUCGGAAUUGAGUGAUCAAGUGAUCGAUUUGCAGAAAGAAUUGUGUAAGAAAGAUGGCAUUAUUGACGUAAAGGUGGCCAUCAUUGAGACACAAACGCGAGAAAUUGGCACACUAAAGGAAAACGCGAGUGAUCUUUUGUCAAAGAUCUCUGAGGGUGAAGGUGGGGCAAAAGUGGCGAUCGAUCAACUCAACGAAGAGAAGAAACGAUUGCUGGAGGAUAUGAAAAUGAUAGGUGAUCUGCAAAAAGAGCAAAAAGCCGAGCUGGAGGAGAAGAUUUUCACGUUGGAGAAAGAGUCGAGAGAGAAAGAGAAAGAAAAAGCUCAACUCGAGAUGCAGAAAACUUUGAUGGAAAACGAUUUGAAACAAAAGUUGUCAAUUGCUGAAGAAGAGAUUAUCAGAAAGGCUGAGUGUUUUGUCGAAAUGGAACGAGAUCGAGAUGAUGAGAGGAAAAAGACGGGAGAGCAUUUUAAACAAAUCAAAGCUUUGUGUGCGGAGAAAGAGCUGAAGAUUGAGGAAAAUGUUCAAAAAAAUGAAGAAUUGAGUAAAGAAAUCGGAAUUUUGAUGGACGAUUUGAGGGAAAAGGAGAAGGCGCUGAAUGAUUCGAGAUCACAAGUGAAGCAGAGCUUGGAGACAUUGAAAGCAGCGGAGGAGAAAGCGAGGAAAUUGGAAGAAGAACUUUCUCAAAUGGAGUCUGAUCGUUUCUCUAUACAGCAAAACGAAAGCGAACACGUGCGACAAAAUGAGCAACUUCAGAAACAGUUGAUGGAAAAUGGAGAAAAGAAUUUAAAGCUAGCAAAUGAGUUGAUCGGGUUGAAAGAGGAGAGUGAAAGGAAACAGGAAGCGAUCGCAGAGAUGACCACGGAGAGCACGAAAAAUCGAGAACAACUCAAGAAUGCAUUGGAUAAAGUUCAGCUACUUAAAGAUUGCUCGUCAUCAAAGGAUAUUGAAAUGGAGUUGAUUCGUCGUAAUGAUGAGCUACAAAAGGAAUUCUCAAUGUACAAAGAAAAAGCGGCUAAGCUUUCCGAGGAGAUACGCGAGAAAAGCGAUUACUUGACGAGUUAUGAAGCAGAAGUCGAAGAGAUCAGAAAACAUUCAGCGAAUAAGGUUGCUUUACUUGAAGAGCAAAUUGAGGAGAAUCUGGCAAUGAAUGAUGAGUUGACACUCGUCACGAAAGAACUCACCGAAAGAAAUGAGAAGUUGCAGAAAGAGAAAUCCGGGAUUGAGACAAAACUUUCUCUGGAACUUCAAACCGUUGAAGAGCUUAUGGCAAAAGUCGAUCAAAAUGAGCAAAAUCUCUCAACGACAAGAGACGAAUUACAAAAGAGGACAAAAAGUGAGGCAUCGUUGAAGCAACAAUUGGAAUCGUUACAAUCGAUUUACGAGCAAUUGAAUGGGCAAUUGAUUCAAGAGCGAAACGACUACACAAAGACGUUGAGCACAAAGCAAGAAGAAAUUAUCACUCUUCAACACCAAUUGGAUGAAGUGCAAGAGAACUUGUUGAAGCAAUACGAUAAAGCUGGAGAAGAGGCUACGAUAUGUCAUCGAAAGAUCGAAAGUCUUCAAUCGGAGAUUGGAUUGAAAGAGUCGCAAAUCGUUGAAGUGAAGGGAAAGCUGAAUGAUGCGAAUUCGAAAAAUGAAGAGUUGAAUAAACUGAUCAACUCGUGGGAAGAUGAGAAGAAAGCGCUCAUUGAAAGAUGCUUAAAUACGGAAUCCGAUUUGGAUUUUGAACGAGAGCGGGCAACUGAGAAUAAGAAACGAUUCGAUGAUGCGUUGAGCGCAAUGCACGAGUUGGGAAGAGCCAAUCAAUCAUUACAAAUGGAUAUGUCGAAGCAAAGCUCACGGAAAUGGCUAGACGAUAGUGAGGCGGUGAAUUGCACGGCUUGUGGGAAAGUCUUCUCAUUAACUGUUAGAAAGCAUCAUUGUCGUGUUUGCGGUUUAAUCUUUUGCUCAACAUGCUCAAGUCACGCAGUAAAGUUGGCAAGUCACAAGAGUCCGGUGCGCUCGUGUGAGCCAUGUUUCCAAGAGAGUUCGACUCGA
Mesorhabditis belari is the source of this 3447-nucleotide messenger RNA. NCBI's taxonomy places the organism in Eukaryota, Metazoa, Nematoda, Chromadorea, Rhabditida, Rhabditidae. The record is from the annotation of a GenBank genome assembly.